Messenger RNA from Harmonia axyridis, 2915 nucleotides. Its product is annotated as zinc finger protein 64-like. The transcript is spliced from 2 exons. Bases 414 to 1889 code for a protein of 491 amino acids. The record is from RefSeq and is a predicted model, not a curated record. NCBI's taxonomy places the organism in Eukaryota, Metazoa, Arthropoda, Insecta, Coleoptera, Coccinellidae. Gene Ontology annotation, cellular component: nucleus. Gene Ontology annotation, biological process: regulation of gene expression.
AUGUCCCAAACAAUCAUUCGGAUAAAUUCGGUUAUUCUGGCAAUGGUCGAUCACAGAAUAAUUAACCUAACCUAAUACCAUAGACAAAUAAAAUUCUCUCAUUUCUCUAUGCCUAGUUAUUAUUGUUGUGUGGUUUUGAGAGUGAAAAGUCCUACUUAUAAUUUAUGUUUAAAACUAAUUCACGAAGGACCCUACGGAGUAGUUAGUUUUAUUUCACACUUUAUUUUUAUGGAAUUAUACUAAUUUCAAAUUUCUUAAUGAAAUACACAUUCAUCCUAAUUUUGAAUGCUCUGAGAUUCCGAAAGCUAUUUUCUCAUUCCUUCACAUGUCCAUUCCGUAGUAGUUAUUCAAACUUUUCGAAUUAUUAUUGUAGCAAUUCUUGAAAAGAACGUAUAUAGAAGGAGUGGUAUUAUAUGUAUCCAUAUCCAUCCAAAAUGGAAGUGGAGGCAAAUGAAAUUGAUGAAAAGAAAGACUGUUCAGAGUUUGAAGAUGAUUUCAAGACUCAUCCAGAAAAAAUGGAAGAUGUAGAUAUUUCUAAACAAUUUAUAGAUGAGAAUGGAAUUCAGACUCGUCUAGGUAAAAUGGAAGAUGUUGAUAUUUCCGAACAUUACAUAGAUGAAAAUGGAGUUCAUGACGGAUUAGACCUGAAAAAUAUCAAUGUAAACGAUUUGAGGUAUCCAUCCGAACAUAUUGGUUUCCAUGAUAAUCCUUCAAAAACGAAAGAAUCAUCCAAAAUUCAUGAAGAAUUUCUUAAUUCGAGAAUGAAGAUACAUAGGUGUAACCUAUGUGAUUAUACUACAAAUCUGGAAAAGAAUCUCGAACAACAUAUAAAUUCUAUACAUCCAAAUCUGAAGAAACAUAAGUGUCACCUGUGUGAUUAUGCUACAAAUCGCAAAGAUAGUCUCAAAUCACAUAUAGAUGCUGUUCAUUUGAAUUUGAAGGAACAUAAAUGUCACCUGUGUGAUUAUGCUGCAAAUCUGAAACAGCAUCUUAAUGGACACAUUAAUUCUGUUCAUUUGAAAUUAAAGAAACAUAAGUGUCACUUUUGUGAUUUUGCUGCAACUGAGAAAAAGAAUCUUGAGCAGCACAUAAAUUCUAUUCAUUUAAAUUUGAAGAAACAUAAAUGUCACCUGUGUGAUUUUGCUACAAAUCGAAUAUACUCUCUCAAAAGCCACAUAAAGUCUGUUCAUUUGAAAUUGAAGGAACAUAAGUGUCACCUGUGUGAUUAUGCUACAAAUCAUAAAGGGCAUCUGAAUGAACACAUGAAUACCAUUCAUUUAAAUUUGAGGGAACAUAAGUGUCACCUGUGUGAUUAUGCAACAACUCUAAAAGAACAUAUCAAUAACCACAUAAAGUCUGUUCAUUUGAAUCUGAAAAAACACCAGUGUAACCUUUGUGAUUAUGCUACAAAUGAGAAAGGAAGUCUCAAGACACAUAUAAAUUCUAUUCAUUUAAAUUUGAGAGAACAAAAGUGUCACCUGUGUGAUUAUGCUACAAAUUUGAAAAAAACUCUCAAACAACAUAUAGAUGCAGUUCAUUCAAAUUUGAGGGAACACAAGUGUCACCUGUGUGAUUUUGCUGCAAAUCGCCGACUGAAUCUCAAGACACAUAUAAAUUCUGUUCAUUUUAAUUUGAAGGAACACAAUUGUCACCUUUGUGAUUUUGCUACAAAUGAGAAAGGAACUCUCAAAAAUCAUAUAAAUGGUGUUCAUUUGAAUUUGAAGGAACAUAAGUGUCACAUGUGUGAUUAUGCUACAAAUCGAAAAGAGCGUCUCAAAGGACACAUAGACUCUGUUCAUUUGAAAUUGAAAGAACAUAAAUGUCACCUGUGUGAUUAUGCUGCAAAUCAUAAAAACGUACUCAAAAAACAUAUGAAUUCUGUUCAUUAAAAUUUGAAGCAACACAAGUGUCACCUGUGAGAUAAUUUUGCAAAUCAGAAAGUGAAACUCAAACAACAUAUGAAUUUUGUUCAUUCAAAUUUGAAGAAACAUAAGUGUCAUCUGUGUGAUUUUGCUUCGAAUCACAAAUUCUUUCUCAAUCGACAUAUAAACGUUAAUUUGAAUUUAAAGAAACACAAGCAGCCCAUAUGUAAUAACACUACAAAUUAUAAAACGGUAUUAACCAACAAAGAUUCAACUCUUUUCAAUAGAUAUGAUUAUGUUAAAAAUAAUGAAAUGUUAUAUUUUUUUAGAUUUUUGUUUUUAUAAAUAAGUAUUUUGAUUAUUUUCAAAUGAAAUUACAUGAUGCUAUCAUUUUGGACCUUAUUUCCCAUUAUAUAAUACUAAAUAUGAUUUUACCUUCAUUUAAAUCACAUGAUGAACUUAUGGAGUUCCAUAACUUCUAUUUGUUCUGUAUAAAUGGUAACAUUUUUUGAUAUUUGCUAGGAGUUAUUUGUUAUUUGAUACUGCAUGAAUUCUAACACACAUCCAGCAGUUAGUUUGAAUUUGAAGGAGCAUAAGUGAGUAUGCUACAAAUCAGAAUAUGGUACAAAAACAUAAGAUUCUAUUAAUCUACAUUUGAAGCAACAUAAGUUAUUAUUUAAGUCCUUGUAGAGCAUUUUCAUUGAUUCUGAAGCAAUACUGUUUUUACCAAUCAAUACAGUGUCGUAACCAGACAUAAGCCUUGGGGGGGGAUACAAUUUUUUUUUUCAAAUUUUCCUUCUUUUGAAGAAGUUUUCCAAAGAAGUUUGCUUACUCAUAAUAAGAUUGUGAUAUAUAAGGUUGUUACAUAUAAUGGAUAUUCCUCCUGGGGGGGAUAUAUCCCCUUAUCCUCCCUUGGGUACGCCACUGAAUCAAUAUAUAUUAUGUAGGUAAUGUGAUAAUUUAAAAUGCUUGAAAUAUGAUUCAUACCACUAUCAAGCAUUGACGCAUCAAAGCGGGCUGCGCUUGAUCAAUAAAGAAAUAUUUGUAUUUUUA